Molecule: messenger RNA, 2025 nt
Organism: Xenopus tropicalis (tropical clawed frog)
Lineage: Eukaryota; Metazoa; Chordata; Amphibia; Anura; Pipidae
Gene: rhob
Product: ras homolog family member B
Cellular component (GO): plasma membrane
Molecular function (GO): GTPase activity; G protein activity; GTP binding
Source: RefSeq, marked provisional
GAGAGCCGAGCGGUGUGGUUGUGUGUGAGAGAGCUGCUCUAGCGGUACCGGCGUGUAGUACCGAGGAACUGCAUCCUACAGACCCGUCUCUUUCUGAGAGGCCUCGCCAUUAGAGCCAUAGGCAAGCUGAGAAAGCACCGGGCAGCCUCUAGCAGCAGCAGCCGGGCAGCCAUGGCCGCGAUACGCAAGAAGCUGGUGGUGGUCGGGGACGGAGCUUGCGGCAAAACCUGCCUCCUCAUCGUCUUCAGCAAGGACGAGUUCCCCGAGGUGUACGUUCCCACCGUGUUCGAGAACUACGUGGCCGAUAUCGAGGUGGACGUGAAGCAGGUGGAGCUGGCCCUGUGGGACACGGCGGGGCAGGAGGACUACGACCGGCUGCGGCCUCUCUCCUACCCCGACACGGACGUCAUCCUCAUGUGCUUCUCCGUGGACAGCCCGGACUCGCUGGAGAACAUCCCGGAGAAGUGGGUGCCCGAGGUGAAGCACUUCUGCCCCAGCGUCCCCAUCAUCCUGGUGGCCAACAAGAAGGACCUGAGGAACGACGAGCACGUCCGCAACGAGCUGGCCCGCAUGAAGCAGGAGCCGGUCCGCACCGAGGACGGCAGGGCCAUGGCCGUGAGGAUUAACGCCUUCGAGUACCUGGAGUGCUCGGCCAAGACCAAGGAAGGGGUCCGGGAGGUGUUCGAAACGGCCACUAGGGCGGCGCUGCAGAAGAAACACGGCCGGAGCGGUGAAUGUAUGAGCUGCUGUAAGCUCCUCUGAUCCCCCCCGGACUCAUCCUGCUCUGCACAGAGGGGACAUUCCGCCUGAGACACUAUUGCUUCCGGUAGUACAGGGAGAGGGGGGACUGCCCUUCCCUGGGACCCAGCUCAGAGCCACAGGGGCUGCUACCCCACAGCUGAGCCGCCAUCAUGGAACAUGGAGAAUGAGUGGGGUAUUGGGGCAUCACCAUGGGCAUCUCCUUGCCCCAGAGCCUCAGUAUUACCCUGUACAUAGGACUUCUGUCUCUCCAUCUUGUCAUGCCUUGUGGGGGGGAGAAGCUGCAUGGGCUGUACCCCAACUGCCAUCUUUUCUACCCCCUUUGUGCCCUUUAAUGUUUCACGCUCAGGGCAGCGGGGAGUUGUGUAGCUGUUCCACGUAGUCGCCCUCAUACUGUUACAUUGGGGGUUAUUCCUAUAGCCACAUUGGCUAGCAAACCCCGCAAUCCGGCUACGAGCAGCAGCUACAAAACUGUCAUUUGCUGAGCUGUAACUGUGACCCCCCCUCAGGGGUAGAGAGGCAUUAACCACUUCAGUGCUGAACUAAAACCAGCUGUGCAUUGAUUGCUGGGCUCUCCCAUUGCACCAAAGGGGGCAGGGGGGAAUACUUUUGGAUACAUUUUUGUUCUGAAUGAUCAGAACCGGGUAAAAUGUUUUUCUGUGACUUUCGCAAAUUUAAUUUUUUUUUUUGCACAUUUUCCCCCUUUAUUUUUGACGUUUAACGCACUUGCCAUCCUCAAGUGUAACACUAGGGACUCAUUCUUUGCACACUGAUCUGUCCUUUAAUAACUGCGGCAUGGCGUGUUAGUGCAGCGGCACAAGGGGCAACGUGGGGGUGCUCUAACGGCCACUUGGUGUUUAGUAGCCCCCCAUAGAAUGUAAUGAGAAGUGCUGAGGGUGCUACUAUUGCACCGUGCUACAGAAAAAUGCAGCACAAAGUGCCCAAUGUUGCCCCAUGUGCUGUGGCCCUUAGCCUUCAUGCCUCCCAACAGCUCUUAGCCACAGUCUGGGGAAUGUUGGGAGUUGCAGUUGAGUCGUUAUGUUUUCCUUAUUCUGCAACUGACACUACAUUGUUAAAGUCCAGUUUGGGGGAGGGGGGGGGGGUAAAAAAGCUAUUUUUGGACAGUGGUACUAAAUUUGUGAUUUUCAAGACAAAACAAAGCUGACAGAACAGUAUGAAAUGAAUUUUUGAAUGUUUACAUAAAAUGUUGAUAUGUAUAUAUUGGUUUUUAUGUGAAAUAUUAAAAAAAAGCACUAUGUAAACCUA